Messenger RNA from Salvelinus namaycush (lake trout), 5333 nucleotides. RefSeq lists its product as uncharacterized. Gene Ontology annotation, molecular function: RNA binding; metal ion binding. Bases 448 to 4527 code for a protein of 1359 amino acids. Gene Ontology annotation, biological process: negative regulation of DNA-templated transcription. The record is from RefSeq and is a predicted model, not a curated record. Gene Ontology annotation, cellular component: nucleus. The transcript is spliced from 11 exons. Lineage: Eukaryota; Metazoa; Chordata; Actinopteri; Salmoniformes; Salmonidae.
GCACACGUGAUCGGAAGUAAGCAAGGAAAACGUCAUGUCUUUCUCUGGCGAGCUGUUUGUCUGGUGAUAGCACUGGCUUCGUAUUGGAAAUUAUAUUUUGGGAGUACUUAUCAUGGAAACAUACAAAACGUGUUUGUGCUGUUCGCUCAUCUAAGACGAACCGUUUGCAAGUGAAGUGCGCGAGCGUCAAGAUAGAGUGGGGCAGGUGCACGAGCCAACACGCACAUGCAACGUCUGCAGUGAGCAUUUAGCACUACAUUAUUUAGCUAUAACCUCGAAAGUUUACCAGCUACUUUUUUUAAAAACCGUUAGCAAGUUACCUGGCUAACUACUGCAGUAUAUAACUAUACUGUAGACACAUUUUGUAGUGGUCAUGAAUGAAAACCACUCAUUAAUAUUUUGAGGAGAGGAGUAGGCCUACCCGACACAAUAUUGCAUGUCAGCAACAUGGCAUUCACCAGCCUUUUUUCAAGUCUUCCAAACAAAGAAUUUGACACGACGCCUUGUGAGCCGAUGGAGAGAUUUCAAAGGGAUGAAAGACAACUGGAAACAGUUCAACUGGAGAAGAAGAACGAAAGGGAUGCCCAGUCCAGAAAGUGGCCAUUGCAAAGGGGUCAACAGAGUGGCCCCAGGAAGAGGAAAAAGGGGGACCAACAGGAGCAGUGUGGCCAGGCCAAGAAAAGUAAGCUUCAUAAAUGCCCACCACAAUCCUAUAAAGACUUUGACUCUGUGGCCCGAGACUACAACAUGGUGAAGUGUGAUUUCGAGCAACCAGGCUUUGACUUCAGUAGAGACCUGGACUUCUACAGUGAUAGCAAGGAGGGUGCAUCCCCAGGUCAUGCUACAGAGAAGUCGGGUUGGAAGAACAUGAGGCCCGGAGAAGCCAAGGAUCCUGAUCAGAACAAGGAUGUUCAAGGUGUAAACAAGAAGAAAGGACGGGAGCAGAAGAGGCAGCAAUGGGAGCCUCAGCAGCAGAGACUUGACAACCAGGCCAGAGGCAGAGGGGGAAACUCUGCCAGGAGGGGUGGGGAUUUUACUGGAAUGGGUGGACGCGGAACUAACCAGCCCAGAGACUUCUCCAACAGGGGUGGAGGUGGUUCCAACAGGGGUGGAGGUGGUUCCAACAGGGGUGGAGGUGGUUCCAACAGGGGUGGAGGUGGUUCCAACAGGGGUGGAGGUGGUUCCAACAGGGGUGGAGGUGGUUCCAACAGGGGUCGAGAGUGGAGCAAUAGAGGCCGGGACUGUGACAAGAGGGGCAGUUUUCUCCGAAGAGGUGAUUGGUCAAAGCGAGGCACUGACCGGUCAUGUAGUGGUGGACGACAGUUCCCAGAUGAUGGACGUUUAACACUGGAAACUUUGACAGGAAAGGGGAAGAAGAACAUGACAAAGGAAUUCAAAGACCAAAAUGCUUUGGAGAUUGACGGAAGGUUAAUCUGUCGACAUUUCCUCAGGGGAAAUUGCAUCAAGGGUGAUGACUGCCAGCUAGAACAUGCCCUGGACGUCAACUACUCGAUCAACGAAGUGUGUAAAUUCUACGUCCAGGGAUCCUGUUCGAAAGGAGAGAGCUGCAUAUACAUGCACAAGAGUUUCCCCUGCAAGUUCUUCCAUACUUACGAGAAGUGCUGCCAAGGAGACCAGUGCAGGUUUUCCCAUGAACCCCUGACUGAGCUCACCAAACAGCUACUGGAGGCAGCAUUGAAGAGGGACAAGGACAUUGAGGAACUGGCUAAAAAGGACAAGCCAAUCAGCAUGGAGGAGUCAGUGGUCACAAAGGAGUCGGCGACAGCUGACGAGACAAAGCCUGUCAUUGACAUAUUCCUGAAUCCCCUAAGGCCAAACUUUUACAACAGCUCAUGCCCCUCUGAGCCACAUGCUGAGGAAAGUACCCCCGUGUGUCAGAAUGAAGUGUCAGCUGAGGUUGUGGAGAAGGAAAUUGCCCCUCCUACAGAGUCCAUUCGGUCUCCUGAUCCUCCCCCAAGCUCUCCUGGCUUUAAGGAACCGGUUUCUUAUUCAGUUGAGGCGGUUCUUGGGUCCCAUAGGCCCCUGGAAAAACCCUUCCGCAGCUUCUUGGCAGCCUCUAUCAGCCAGACCUCACAGACCCAACCAGAUCCCCCCACAACUACAUUAGUUCCUCCAGACUCUAUCCACCCUCGUGAUCCACCCCUAAACUCUACAUGCGGCAAGAGAAAUGUUCCUUAUUCAGUCAAAGCUGUGCUUGGAUUCCAGAAGCCUGUAGAAAAACCCUUCUGCAGCCAAUUUUCAGGAUCCAUCAACCAGACCUUCACACCCCCCACACAGAUCCAUUCAGAUCCCCCCAGCACUACAUUCGUUUCUCCAGACCCCAUUAGUUUGUCUUUUCCUCGUCUGAAUAAGAGGCAGGCUUCUUAUUCAGUUGAGGCUUUCUCAACGGCCCAGAAGCCGGUGAAAAAAACCUUUUGCAGUCUCUUUGCAGGACCGAUCAGCCAGACCUCUACUAGACCUCUCAUACAGAACUCUGUUAAUUCUCCCAUCAACACCCCAGGCUGUAAGAGACCAGCUUCUUAUUCAGUUAAGGCUGUUCUAAAGUCCCACCAGCCUGUGGAAAACCCCUCCCGCAGCCUUGUUGCAGGCCCCAUCACCCAGUCCUCUCGCCACUCUGAUAUACAGACCCAACUAGAUCGUCCUAGCACUACAUUAAAUCCUCCAGACUCCAUUAUGCCCCCCGAUCCUCCUUCAGGCUAUAAGAGGCUGGCUUAUUAUUCAGCUAAAGCUGUGCUUGGUUCUCCUAAACCUUUGAAACCAUCCUUUAGCAGCCUCUUUGCAGGCCCCAUCAGCCAGACCUCUCCCCAACCUCCCACUCAGACCCAAGCAGAUUCCUCUAGCGCUACAUUUGGUCCUUCAGAUUCUGCUCCUCCUGCAGGCUGUAAAAGGCCGGCUUCGUGUUAUGUUACGGCUGUGCUUGAGCCCUAUAAGCCUGUGGAAAACCCCUUCCGCAGCCGUUUUGCAGGAACCAUCAGCCAGACCACUCCCGACCCUCCCUCACAGUCCCUAAACUCCCCAGGUUGUAAGGCACCAGCUUCUAAAAAGCCCAUGGAAAAACCCUUCCGUAGCUUCUUUGCAGGCCCCAUCAGCCAGACACCCACUAACCACCCUCCCAGACAGACCCGACCAAAUCCCCCCAUCACUGCAUUUGGUCCUCCAGACCCCAUUCGGUCUUCUAAGCCUCUUCCAGUCUGCAAGAGACGGACAUCCUCAGUUGAGGCUGUCAGUGAGACCCAGAAGUCCAUGGAAAAAACAUUUCGUAGCCUCUUUGCCGGCCCCCUCACACAGACCUCAACUGCCGGCCAUCCAACACAGACCCAACCAGAUCCCCCUAGAAAUUUCACUGGUAAAAGACCAGCUUAUCAUUCACUUGAGGCUAUGCUUGAGACUCAGAAGCCAGUGGGAAAACCCUUUCGAAGCCUUUUUGCAGGCCCCAUCAGCCAGACAACCCACCCUGACCCUCCAACACAGACCCGGCCGUAUCCCCCCAUAGUCGAGCCUAAACAGGAGGAGCCUGACCCAACACCAUUCACCGAGCCGUCCACAACCCAUUCUGUUCUGAGGACCCUCUUCCUACGCCUGAGCCCAUGCCGCCAGGAGGGGGAGCAGGAAAUCAGUAACUGCUGCAAAGAUCCAGGAGGCGAUGGCCUGUGUUCCAGUGAAGAUGAAAUCACCAGAGGAUCUACUUCCACAGGAGAGCAGAGCCAGAAGGUUGAUGAGCUGGAGAGUGAGCGAGAGGAGCCAGAGGAGUGCGUUCUGAGAGAUGAGCUGUUGGUAAUUCCAUUAGAACCGUUAGUGCCUUACGUGCCACUUGGUGACCCUCGCCACCAUCGCCAGGCUGAUAUCACCCUGCCACGGUCCACCUUCGCCCAGGACGUGGUGUGGUCCUUUGAAGACCUUGCCCCUCUUCCUCCCCUCUCACUCCAUCACCAGCCGUCUGUCCCUCUGGCCUCCUGCUCUUCUGAGAGAACAGCAGGUCCUGCUGUUGGACUGUCAGGUCCUGCUGUUGGACUGUCAGGUCCUGCUGUUGGACUGUCAGGUCCUGCUGUUGGACUGUCAGGUCCUGCUGUUGGACUGUCAGGUCCUGCUGUUGGACUGUCAGGUCCUGCUGUUGGACUGUCAGGUCCUGCUGUUGGACUGUCAGGUCCUGCUGUUGGACUGUCAGGUCCUGCUGUUGGACUGUCAGGUCCUGCUGUUGGACUGUCAGGUCCUGCUGUUGGACUCAGGCCACAGACAUCCUCACAGGACUCCAACUCUCAGGAGGCUGCAGGAGAGCUUCUCAUUCCCUCCAGGAAUUCAGAUAGGAGACAGGUCCAGGUGGGUACCCCCGGCGUUCACAACCUACCAAUCCAAGCGAUGGUAUGGAUCACUCGACGUAACACUGAUGUACAACCAAAGAGACUGUCUGGACAAAUGAGGUGCAAAAGUGGCAACGUGGGUGACACAAAAACACUGAAAGACCUUUUUAAGACUUUUGACCCUACAUCAUCUCCCUUCGGACAGUAACUGCAUUUGGACUAUGGCUCAUAUUGUAUGCACUGUCGGUCAAUGGACUACGCACCUAAAGACUUGCACAAAAACUUGUCCUUCAUAUGAAUGCUUUUGCUCUAGUGUAUUUUCCUGCUAACAGAUCAGAACAGCAAUUCAUUGCAAAAAUGAUUGUGUAAAAUGCAGGACACCAAUUAUGCGCACACACACAAAACCCUCCUUAACUCCAUUUGAUAAAAAGUGUUACUCCCAUUGAUAUCUUUACUUAGCAACAGCUAAUGUUACUGUUGAAUUGUCAGCCUAGUCUGUCUCGGUGUGAAUUGUUUUGGGAUUUUCUUAGAUGAGGCAUGUUGUUUUUACAGAAUAAAUCAUCAAUCAUGUACAUUUUUAAGGUAAAAAAAACUAAUUACAUUUUAUUUAAUUUUUAUUAAAGGAGAAAGUAACCUAUUUGUAACAAUUAUCCAGUAAACUAGUAACAACUAACCGUUGCCCUCUUCCUCCAUUCCUGCUGACUACAUGUCCUUUUAUUUGAUGAGUGAACAAUGGGUUAUUACUCAAUCAACUGAUUCUUAUUCCCGUUGUGGAAAAUGUCAUUAUUUAAACUAAUGCCGCACCAGUUCUGCUCUGCAUGUAGUGCUUCUCUUUUCUUAUAGUUAGGUACAGUGCUGUGAAAAAGUAUUUGCCAACCCGUUCCUCUACUUUUGCUUUUUUUUUAUAUGCUGAAUGUUUUCAGAUCUUCAACCAAAACCUAAUAUUAGAUAAAGGGAACCUGAGUUAAUAAAUAACAGAAUUACACCUUAUUUCAUAAACAAAGUUAUGCAACA